Molecule: messenger RNA, 1675 nt
Organism: Tachyglossus aculeatus (Australian echidna)
Lineage: Eukaryota; Metazoa; Chordata; Mammalia; Monotremata; Tachyglossidae
Gene: IRF2
Product: interferon regulatory factor 2
Exons: 8
Coding region: 7-1092 (361 amino acids)
Biological process (GO): regulation of transcription by RNA polymerase II; immune system process
Cellular component (GO): nucleus
Molecular function (GO): DNA-binding transcription factor activity, RNA polymerase II-specific; RNA polymerase II cis-regulatory region sequence-specific DNA binding
Source: RefSeq, a predicted model, not a curated record
GUGACGAUGCCCGUGGAACGGAUGCGAAUGAGGCCGUGGCUGGAAGAACAGAUAAACUCCAACACUAUCCCCGGCCUCAAGUGGCUGAACAAGGAGAAGAAGAUUUUCCAGAUCCCAUGGAUGCACGCGGCCCGGCACGGGUGGGAUGUGGAGAAAGAUGCCCCCCUAUUCAGGAACUGGGCCAUCCACACGGGGAAGCAUCAGCCCGGGGUGGACAAGGCGGACCCCAAAACGUGGAAGGCCAACUUCCGCUGCGCCAUGAACUCCCUGCCCGACAUCGAGGAGGUCAAGGACAGGAGCAACAAGAAGGGGAACAACGCCUUCCGGGUCUACCGCAUGCUGCCGCUGUCCGAGCGGCCGUCCAAAAAAGGAAAGAAGCUGAAGACCGAGAAGGAGGACAGAGUCAAGACCAUCAAGCAAGAGCCGGUAGAGUCGUCUUUCGGGCUGAGCAACGGGCUGAGCGAGGGCUCCCCUGACUACGCGGUCCUGGCGUCGACGAUAAAGAGCGAGAAAGACAGCACGGUGAACAUCAUAGUGGUGGGGCAGUCGCACCUGGACGGCGGCGGUGGCGGUGAGGACCAGGUGAUCGUCGCCAACCCGCCGGACAUCUGUCAGGUGGUGGAGGUGACCACGGAGAGCGACGAGCAGCCCGUCAGCAUGAGCGAGCUCUACCCCCUGCAGAUCUCCCCCGUCUCCUCCUACGCAGAGAGCGAGACGACGGACAGCGUGCCCAGUGACGAGGAGAGCCCGGAGGGCGAUCCCCUGUGGCGGCAGCGGAGCGGGGACGGGAAGCGGCCCCCGGGCCCCCGCGCCGCCUCCUGCCUGCUCCCCGGGAUGGCCACCUUCGUCACGUCCAACAAGCCGGACCUGCAGGUCACCAUCAAAGAGGAGAGCCGGCCCCUGCCCUACAACAGCUCCUGGCCGCCCUUCGCCGCCUCCGCCGCCGCCGCCACCGCCGGCGGGGGCCGCGGCCCCUCCCCGGGCCCGGCCGACCCCCCGCCGGCCCCCGCCGGCCGGCCCGGCCGCGAGACCCGGGCCAGCGUCAUCAAGAAGACCUCGGACAUCGCCCAGGCGCGGCUCAAGAGCUGCUGAGGGCUCGGCCGCCGGGGCCCGCUCCCUCUCGAACUCAGGGCCCCGGCCCAGGAGAAGAUGUGAACUGGCUGGAUUCUCAUGAUCAAUUCUCCCCCUUCUUACGGGGGGCGAGGAAAACCUCUCGUGGACACGGACAGAGCGCAGUUCAGGCUGCUUCCGCACCUUACCCCGAAGCACUUAGCCCCGUGCCGGCCUCGGCCGACCCGGGCCGCCGCGCCGGCGGGCGUCUCCCCCAGCCCCCGACUCCCCUCGCCGAAGGAACCGAGAUCCUCCCGCCCUACCCAGAAUGAGCUUUUUUUAUUUUUGUAUACGGUCGGGGGGCGACGAGGGCGGGCGGAUUCUGUUCGAGGUCGAGGAAAGAAACCCCCAAGCGACCGGACCCGUUUUUUAAUCCUUUUCUACGGCAGGCCGGGCCCGGUUCCCCCGGUCCGGUGUCUCGGCCCCUCGGCGGCUCACGGCCCCGUGGCCCGUCGGCUCUCCCUCGUUCGCUUUCGUCCCGUGAAGGUGAGAUAGCUUUGAUGAGCUCAUGUAGCGAUCGGAUCAUCCUGUGGAUCGAUAAGAAAUAAACACACGAUAUACGGCU